CUUUACUUUUCUUCUUUUUUUUUUACAUUUUUUGCGUUGAUGGGGGAAAUAUUACAGGUGGCACCGGUGACCCUUACGAAUGGUCAUCGUCAACUCAUCCAGCCGGCGCUAACGCCUUGCAAAACCUUGGAAAAUCAAAACACAACAUAAGUUUUCAAAGAAACGCGGUUUGUUUUUUUAUUAAGCAAUGCUUUAUCGAUGGGGAUUUACAGAUCUCUGCAAAUCCUAAUCACGAAAAACCCUAAGAAAGUCCGAACUUUUUUGACCGCAUCAUCAACACAUUCAAAUUCAACAGCUUAUGUGGUUCCACCCUUAUUCUCUCCUCUCUCACAGUCGAGUCUCACUUUUUCUCCAUCUCUGUCUAAAUGGAUCGCUCCUUUCAAUGGCCCUCUCUUCCUCUCUUCUCCUCCUUGGAAACUCUCUCAAUCCGCCACUCCGCUUUGGGGAAACGUCGGGGUUCUGCGAAAAGUCCAAGCUUUAAAUCUUAACUUGGUUAGAGGCGGCGGAGCUAAGUUUCCAGUCAAGUUACAAUUCAGCUCGGUCCUAUCAGACCCGAGAGUCUUGGAUCGGGUGGAAACCAAGAAGGAAUGGAAUAAGGAGAGGGAAGCUGUGUUGGAGAGUUUUGUGAAUUUGCCGAAUUUAAUUUCAAUGAGCCGAUUGGUUUCUGGUCCUUUUCUUGGAUGGAUGAUUGUAAAUGAAAUGUAUGGCUUUGCGUUUGUGGGCUUGGCUAUCUCUGGUGCAAGUGAUUGGUUGGAUGGAUAUAUAGCUAGAAAGAUGAGGAUUAAUUCGGUCGUGGGUUCUUAUCUUGAUCCUCUAGCUGACAAGGUUCUUAUUGGAUGUGUUGCUUUGUCAAUGGUACAUAACCAUCUUUUGCACCCUGGACUUGUGGGGCUUGUUGUCUUGCGAGAUGUUGCCCUUAUUGGUGGUGCAGUGUACCACAGAGCAAGUAGCUUGGGUUGGCAGUGGAAAAGUUGGCUAGAUUUCUUCAAUCUUGAUGGGACUAGUCCGCAGAAGGUUGAGCCUCUCUUUAUAAGCAAAGUUAACACAGUUUUCCAGCUGAUUUUGGUUGCCUCAGCUCUCCUCCAACCGGAGUUUGGAACGUCAGAAACUCAAUCAUGCAUCACAUACUUAAGUUGGCUAGUUGCUGCAACAACAGUGGGUUCUACCAUCGCAUAUGGAGCACAACACAUGGGAAAGAGACCGGGGUUGAUCACAAGAAAGUCUUAGUUUGAAUUCUUAGUGCAACUCAUAGACAAUUGAUAAGUUCCUUUGGUCCUGGCAGCCCAUGUAUGAGCAUAUAGUGUCGUAGGUGGGAAGAACGGGGUUCAUAGAGUACAAACUGGAUGUACAGGCAAAGGAGCUUAUUGAUUUCUGGGAAAUAGCCUGCACCAUCUUGUAAUGAAAGCGACAGAAACAAUUUAACUUUCAAUAAAUACUGCAUUGGCAAGGCAUGCCAUUUAGCGUAGAGUAGCUUGAAACUAUAACUUACAAAAUUUUGUUAUUGAUGCUAAAUUCUGUUUUAAGAAAUUAUAUUGAUUUCUUCCAUGUUUCAUUCUCGCAGUCUAUUUUCUCUUCUCUUGAGCAACAUUUUAUUGAUAGGAAUGAUUUAAACCGUGUCCAAUUUUGGUUUGAUGAAGAAAAAACUUUCAUUUAAACAGGACAUUUCAAAAGUCAAAUCUUGUCCAAAGGUUAAUAUCAGUAGAUAUGGAUUUUAUAAUGUCACCAUGGGUCAAACAUGAUUCACAUUAGAGGAUAUGAGAUUUUUCAUCUCAUUGCCUAGUGGUUAAAUGUGCUGGAACCAAAGCACAACCUCCACACGGAAAUAUUUCAUUUAGGACCACUGUAGACAAAAGUAUGCUCCAUCCUAAUCAUUUACCAACCUUCGAGUUUCAGGCAACAAAGUAACAAACCAAUGUGUUAAAUCGAAAUAUAUAUGCUCAAAAGGGGUAGGAAUUAGGAAUUCAUCUGAUAACUUUGAGGUGAAACAGAUGAGAACAAUAAACCAUCUUCCUAAUAGAAAAUCUCAAUCAGGGGAAACUUCUUUAAGUUUUGAAGAGAAAAUCAUGAAGCUGGUCCAAGAUAAGUGUCAACAUGCACCACAAUUUCACUUUACAGCAAGGGAAUGUGAGAUUACUACUUCACUUUUGGAACGUGUUAGUGUACUAAUUCCACUGAUUCACACACUUACAUACAGUAAACUAAUGAGUUGUGAUGCAAGAAGUCUCAAUCACACACUUAAAAUCAAUCAAUAUUUUGUCUCAAUCAACCAUACUUCCCAUGAUGCAAGAAGUUAUUAUAGCUUAUCCAAUAUACUAAACAUGCUGCCUCCCCCUCCCCCAAAGAAAGAGAAAAACUUUCCUUCACUUUUAAGUUUUAUCAAUUAAUCCAGCACUAUAGCGAAACCAGCUUCAAUACAACAUCAACUGGAUAACAGGAUUUCAUUCAAAAUGGGCAUAGAUGUUUAAAGUGAUAAUUCCAGGGCAUUUGAUAACUCAUUAAACAAGUCUUGGUAAAAGAAUCAUGGAAGGAAAAAA
Messenger RNA from Durio zibethinus, 2534 nucleotides. Its product is annotated as cardiolipin synthase (CMP-forming)-like. The record is from RefSeq and is a predicted model, not a curated record. Gene Ontology annotation, biological process: cardiolipin biosynthetic process. Gene Ontology annotation, molecular function: cardiolipin synthase (CMP-forming) activity. Gene Ontology annotation, cellular component: mitochondrion; membrane. NCBI's taxonomy places the organism in Eukaryota, Viridiplantae, Streptophyta, Magnoliopsida, Malvales, Malvaceae.